GUGAAUUUUGCCGAUUUUGGGAAGAAAAAAAAAGUUUGGAAAGAGAAGGAAAAGCUGAUUUUCCGUGUUUAUACUUUUUUCUUCUGUCCUCACAAAAUAUGAAAAUUAUUGGAAAAUAUUAAAAACAGAGUUAAAAAGAAGAAUUAAUAAACACCACGCAAGAUGGAAAAUGUUUUGUUUUCGAAUUUAAAGAAGUUGUACGACACGGAAUUGUAUAGCUGUGUGAUUCCUGUGGCAAGUUUAUUAACAACAGUCUACCAAAAUGAUAGAUUAAUUGCAACUCCAGAACAAGAGUAUCAGGUUCUUCUAUUCCGUGGCGAUGCCUACUAUCAUGAGCGUAAAUUCCGAUUGGCAGCCACUCAUUUGCAUUCAGCGCUGACCAUGAGGAAGACACUGUUGCGAAGGAAAAAUCCAAGUUUUGAUUGGAUUGAGAAUACCUAUGAUCAGUUUACGGAUAUAGAAAUCAAAUAUCGUCUGGCUGUUUGCUAUCGUGAAUUAAAUGAUUCAAAUUUGGCAAUUUCGACAUUGCAAUCGAUUCCAACUAAAUCGAGACUUCCAAAAAUUAAUAUGCUUUUGGCUAAGCUACAACAUCGUCAAUCGAGGAAUCCAUCGGAGGCAAUUACAUCUUAUAAAGAUGUUUUGCGCGAUUGUCCGAUGGCAAUGGAGGCAAUUAGUUCGCUGUUGGAAAUUGGUGUGGAUGGAAUUGAAGUUAAUUCGUUGGUUGUGAAUGUAAGCUCGGCUCCAAAAAAUGUUGAAUGGUUAAGCUCGUGGAUCAAAGGUCACGCUCAAAUGUAUGUUCAUAAACAUCUGGACGCAUCGAAGACGUUCCUAUCAAUAAAUGACAAUACAAAACUCCAUCAAAACGAUCAUAUUUUAACACUAAUUGGAAAAGCACUAUAUUAUAAUGGACAUCAUGCACAAGCGCAACAAUAUCUGGAAACAGCAAACAUGAUAAGUCCUCAUAGCACAGAACAUAUAAUGCCACUUGCGGUUGUAUAUGAAAGAAAUAAUAACUUGCCAGAGUUGGAAAAGUUGGCAAGUCAACAGUCCAACAUCAAUGAAUUUGGUUCUGAAAAUUGGUUUGUAAUGGCAGAAAGCUUAUCGGCAAAUGGAAAAUAUGAAAAGGCUUCAUAUUUCACACAUAAAGCAAUAUCCGUUGACCCUACAAAUGUUGAAGCGUACCUUCUUCGUGGGAAAAUAUUCCUUCAGUUGAAGCGGUUUAAAGAGGCCAUACACUAUUAUCGAACUGUUCAGAGUUUGGCCAACUAUCGUUUUGAGAUAUACAAAGGCCUAGCUGGCUGUUAUAUUGGUUUAAAACGUCUGAAAGAUGCACAGACAAUAUGUGCCUUGGCUGCACGUUAUUUCAGAAACUGCCCAAGGAGUUAUGUGCUUCUUGCCAGUACUCUCCUGUACUCUUCAAACACGGUUACAAAACGACAAGCAAAGACCUUCAUCAAUCGAGCUUUGGAAAUAGAUCAGUACUACUUUCCCGCUGUUUCUGCUAUGGCAGAGAUCCUUCAAUCUGAAGGUGAAACACAAGAGGCGAUAAAAUUAUUAAAAAAACAGUCCGCUAGUUAUCCCAGUUGCAAGCUUUUCACAAUGCUGGGAGACAUUUUAAGCAGUGAAAAAGAUCUAGAUGGUGCCUUGGAGUACUAUACAAUUGCUUUAAGCAUGGAACCAACAAACCACCGAGCUUUGGAAGGUGUAAAUGCUCUUGGACAGGCAUCUGAAACUACAACAAAACAAGAUGAGUGUUCUUUAGCCACAACUUCACAGGAUGAAGAAUGGCCAAUUGAUUAUGAUGAACCCUCAAUUGAAGCAGUUGAAUUCUCAUCAACUGCGGCUGCCAAUCCCGAUGGAGAAUCAGAAAGUGAUCCAAUUUGGUCGGAUGUAGAUGCUGAACUGACAGCUUAAGCUUCAGCAUGUUUUGCUCAUUAAAUUACGAUAGUUAUUAAAACAAUACAUUUCAUUUAUUAUAAAUUUAAA
This is a messenger RNA of Episyrphus balteatus (marmalade hoverfly), 1986 nucleotides long. It is a transcript of the gene APC7, whose product is annotated as anaphase-promoting complex subunit 7. Gene Ontology annotation, biological process: cell division. The record is from RefSeq and is a predicted model, not a curated record. NCBI's taxonomy places the organism in Eukaryota, Metazoa, Arthropoda, Insecta, Diptera, Syrphidae. Gene Ontology annotation, molecular function: protein binding. The coding region runs from base 163 to 1914 and encodes 583 amino acids. The transcript has 5 exons.